GAAUAACUUAUUAACUGUUCCACAGCUAUAUAAGAAUAUCAAAAAAGAAAAAAUUGAUGGUUUUUUGCAGCUUACUCAACAUCAAGAUGAACAUUCAUUAGCUUUUGCUACGCCUUUAUUAUAUAUACUACCUGAUCAUGUUACAAAAACAAUUGUUCCAAAGCAUCCACAUGGCAAAACAAAUGCAAUAGCAAAAUGGUUGCUUUAUUUAAAAGAAAAUGAAAUGUAUAACAUUGAAAUAUUUUUAACUAACAAAGAUCGUAGACAGAUUACUGCUAUUAACCAAAUUUGGACUAAUGCAAAG
Messenger RNA from Racocetra persica, 304 nucleotides. NCBI's taxonomy places the organism in Eukaryota, Fungi, Glomeromycota, Glomeromycetes, Diversisporales, Gigasporaceae. The record is from the annotation of a GenBank genome assembly.